CCCAACGUGUCUAUCGGUAGCUCGCCUAGCUAGAUCCCUUUACCGAGUCUUUGCUGGAGGCGCCUACCCAUUUAGCUAGCUAGCAGCUAGUUAGCUUUAUUUCGAAACGAAUACGUUUCUGUUUUUGUAGCUAGCUAGCCAUAUUUACUAUGGAUAUUAUAAAGGACGGAUGGUUCACAGAGACAUGUACACUGUGGCCUGGACAGGCAAUGAGUCUUCAAGUAGAAGAGGUUCUGUACCAUCAAAAAUCAAAAUUUCAGGAUGUCAUGGUUUUUAAGAGUAAAACCUAUGGAAAUGUUCUGGUUUUGGACGGCGUUAUCCAGUGUACCGAACGUGACGAGUUUUCCUACCAAGAAAUGAUCGCCAAUCUUCCUCUGUUCUGCCACCCUAGUCCUAAGAAGGUGCUGAUCAUCGGUGGGGGGGAUGGCGGAGUCCUGAGAGAGGUGGUGAAGCACUCGCUGGUGGAGUCAGUGGUUCAGUGCGAGAUUGACGAGGAUGUUAUUAAUGUGUCUAAGAAGUACCUUCCUGGCAUGGCAAAGGGUUUCUUCAGUCCCAAGCUUACUCUAAACGUGGGAGACGGAUUUGAGUUCAUGAAGCAGAACCAGGAUGCGUUUGAUGUCAUUAUAACAGAUUCCUCUGACCCUGUUGGCCCAGCUGAGAGCUUGUUCAAGGAGUCUUACUAUCAGCUCAUGAAGACAGCCCUGAGGGAAGGCGGGAUUCUCUGUUGCCAAGGGGAGUGUCAGUGGCUCCACUUGGAGCUGAUCAAGGAGAUGCGCACUUUCUGCAAGACCCUGUUCCCUGUGGUGGACUAUGCCUACUGUACCAUCCCUACCUACCCCAGUGGCCAGAUCGGCUUCAUGCUCUGCAGUAAAAACACUGAAACAAAUUUCCGUGAACCUUUGAGAGUGCUGCCAAGGGAAGAAGCGGAGAGUAUGAGCCUGAAGUAUUACAACCCAGACAUCCACAGAGCAGCGUUCAUUCUCCCCGAGUUUGCCAGGAAGGUACUAAGUGAAGCGUAACUGACUGUCUGGACAUCACCGCUGUUCCUCACAUGGCCUUGAGUGCUACCAGAACAAAGACCCCUCACAGUAGCUGCAGUACUUGAACCUUUUGCCACUCUUCUUCUCCGCCCUGACCUGCUCGCCGAGUUGGGGUAGCUGAAGACCAGCUCUGAAAGGGGGCAGGGAAAGACCUCCAGUGGAAUUCUGUGCAUUUGAGAAAAGUAGUAGAUUCCAAGCUUCCUUCCAGUCUUAAAGUUUUAUUUUUGUACUUGUAUUUCGUUGUUGAUUUGAUGUCAUCUGUAUCUACACCCGUGCUGCAGUGGGGCACACUGGACCAAUUACCUACGAACAUAAUAACUUUGCAUGGAGCUACGGGCUAGUUUGCAAGUCCCCAGUAUGGUACUUAAACCUAUCCAACUGUGCUCAUAAUCAUUACAAAUUACAAUAAAAAAUAUUGCAGCUCACAAUUUGUAGCUGAACUGAAUUAUUCAAGGCCCGUAAGUAUUUGUGUGAGGAGAAAAUCUUUGUUUUAUGAUACAUUUAAGGGGGUGUAGAAAAGGUGUUUGGAUGGUUCAACCAUCAGAAAUGAUAAACAAUUGUACUAUAAACAUACUGACAGUUUUAUGAUACUGAAUAAUUUGUGCACUUGUGAUUCUUAUACACAGAACAUCUGAUGUAUCCAGCUUAAAGUAACACCCUUUCUAAUUCUCAGUUUGAUAUACAUUUCAUUGGUCUGGGGUCAACAGAAGCCUGAGAAUACUGGUAAAAAAUAUUUAGGGAAAUAUAUACAUUAUUUUAUAGGUGAGGUCAGAACAGCUCACACGUUGCAUUUUUGACAGCUACAGGGAAUGAUUAAUAUGUCAAAUGGUUUUGCAUGUGUACUUUUGAACUAUGUAACUUGUAAAUUCAUGUCUGCUAGACUUAAUGAAAUCCAGUUUGUUGCAAUUGAUUCAUUGGGUCUUAAUGCAUUUUUUUGCGUAUCUUAUUCACUAAUGUUGAUUACAUUUCAUUACAAUGUUAAAAUCAUGUUUCUUGAUUUGGCUUAUCGGCUGCAGUGUGCAGUGGGGCUUGGUAUGUGACGUGCAGGGAUGUUGUGUGGAGCACUUGUAAUUUGGUCAGUACAGUAACAUUUCUUGCAGUAGCACAUUUUACAAGGCUUGCAAACCUUUCUGAAGGGAGUUGAUGUUACACCUAAGCCGCGAGAUCAUGUUGUCAUGUGAAUAAUCAACACCCCUGUAAAAUAUGAAUUCCGAGUCCGUGAAGUUAACUGGAAUAUUGUGGCUUUUAUGAGUUGAAGUGAUAAAUGUGUUUGAGAGGAAUCACACAAAGUCUUCAUGACUAUAGAGUGUGAUAAGUACACAUUUUUUUUGAUUACAUUAGAGUGAAUUCUGUCAGCUGAAACCAACCACAUGGAGUUUGAUCCUUUAGGACUAAUCAUUCAUACUCCUGCAUUACUUGGUUAACUCUGAUAGAAAAUGUUUAGGGUUGAUUUAGUGUUUUAACUCCUGCAGCCACUGCUGGAGGUGGCUAGGUAAAAGUUAACUUGGAUGGGGGGGAGAGAGUUUAUAUCUUACUUAUACAUGUAUAUUAUUGCCAGUGGCUAUUGUAGGGGAUGAUGUAUACUUUUUUCAUUUCUUGUAAUCAUAUUUUUUCAGUUCAAUACAUUGUAAAGUCCAGUAACAAUGUUUUCAAAUAAAACGGUAUGUCCUCAA
Messenger RNA from Megalops cyprinoides (Indo-Pacific tarpon), 2713 nucleotides. RefSeq names its product spermidine synthase (gene srm). Gene Ontology annotation, molecular function: spermidine synthase activity. Gene Ontology annotation, cellular component: cytosol. The coding region runs from base 150 to 1019 and encodes 289 amino acids. Gene Ontology annotation, biological process: spermidine biosynthetic process. The record is from RefSeq and is a predicted model, not a curated record. NCBI's taxonomy places the organism in Eukaryota, Metazoa, Chordata, Actinopteri, Elopiformes, Megalopidae. The transcript has 8 exons.